Triticum dicoccoides is the source of this 856-nucleotide messenger RNA. Its product is annotated as LOB domain-containing protein 29-like. Bases 60 to 623 code for a protein of 187 amino acids. Gene Ontology annotation, biological process: positive regulation of DNA-templated transcription; hormone-mediated signaling pathway. NCBI's taxonomy places the organism in Eukaryota, Viridiplantae, Streptophyta, Magnoliopsida, Poales, Poaceae. The record is from RefSeq and is a predicted model, not a curated record. The transcript has a single exon. Gene Ontology annotation, cellular component: nucleus.
AGCUAGCCAGGCCAGGCGAGCGAUCGGACGAUCGGGCUACAAUUUCGACUACGGCGACGAUGGCCGGCGCGGGCGUGACGACGACGGGGUCGCCGUGCGGGGCGUGCAAGUUCCUGCGGCGCCGGUGCGCGGCGGAGUGCGUGUUCGCGCCCUACUUCUGCGCGGAGGACGGCGCGUCGCAGUUCGCGGCCAUCCACAAGGUGUUCGGCGCCAGCAACGCGGCCAAGCUGCUGCAGCAGGUGGCGCCGGGGGACCGGAGCGAGGCCGCCGCCACGGUGACCUACGAGGCGCAGGCCAGGCUGCGCGACCCCGUCUACGGCUGCGUUGCCCACAUCUUCGCGCUGCAGCAGCAGGUGGUGGCGCUGCAGGCGCAGGUGGCGCACGCCAGGACGCAGGCGCAGCUGGGGGCGGCGACGGCGAUGCACCCGCUGCUCCAGCAGCAGCUGCAGCAGCAGGCGUGGCAGGUGGCGGCCGCCGCGGAGCAGCACGACCACCAGUCCAUGACGUCCACGCAGAGCAGCUCCGGCUGCUACAGCGGCGCCCACCAGCGCUCCGACGGGUCCUCGCUGCACGGCGCCGAGAUGUACUGCGGCUACGGCGAGCAGGAGGAAGGCAGUUACUGACCCCAGAUGUUUGAUUCACUCGUUCCUCGUACGUUCCCCUGAGAAAAAAGCUGAGAGAUGUACCAUGAAAAGUUUCUCCUUUGCAACGCGCGUUCGAUUGAGUUGGUUGAGCUCUAUCUUGCCGGCCUCGGCUGUGAAGGGAUCGAUCGGCCUUGUGUUGUUUGGGGCUCAAGACGAACCCAUGAUUUCCAACUUUCCAACUCGAUCGGGCCUCGAUUGUUACGUGUGAACUU